GGGGCGGACGGGGGGUUGGCGGAGGUGGACGGGAAGUUGGAAGAUGGUGGUUCGAGUUCUAAGCAGCUGUGGAAGUUCUAUAAGUUCUAAGUUCCUUUUUGGUUGCCCGGCUUUUUUCUUGGAAGAGUUUUGGAUGUUGGUUGGGGAGAUUUCUGAUAUCGAGAUGCAAAGAUGUAGAGCUAGAGAUAGCUAGAGACUAGAGAUGUAAAUCAUUCUAGUAUUUGAAUGUAUUUGAUUUGAUGUGAUAUAUGGAGACCUCCUUGGAGUUCUCGGGUGCUUCUUCUCAGCUUCUUCCGCUUCGAUCCUCCUUCACCUCCUUCAGCCCUCGGCUCGGACCGCCUGGGUCCCGGAGGCAGCUCGGACCGCCCGCCUCCAUGUCGUCCGGGGCUGCUCACGCUGGCUACGCGGGCGGAACCGCGGUCGCGGCCGGGACCCGGCCGCACGUGGUGAUCUCCACCAAAUUCGAGGAGCUGAGUUGGUGGAGACGAAGACGUUGAAUAUCGUUUUACCUUUGUCACUCUGAAGCCACCAAACUGGCGCUGUGAAAGCCAAGUUCAGCCUUCCAAAGGAAGAGAGCGGAGAGAGGUGAAGAAAGGUGAAGAGGUGAAGAGAGGUGAAGAGGUCUACUUCUUUAAGGCGGUGGGUGUCGUGUUGAGCCAACCGCUGCAUCUUGAUUAUAAUUAGGGGAUAACGAGUCAAUGGCAUGAGGAGGGAGCCUAUGAUAUGCCAUCCACUUGUUAUCCUAUAGUGCGUUCUGUGUUUCCCAUCUUCCAGGAACCAUGGUACAGCAUCUCCCUCAAGGUGAAGGAGGGCCUGGAACGAGCAGGGUGCUCGGUGUACAACCCUAACACAGACAAUGCCGAACUGUGCAAGCAAAUGCAGAUCGAGCAGAAGACCAACGACCGGUGGCUUCUCACCUUCAACGAGAACUUGGCGAAGGUUAUGGCGACUCAGGGCUUUGUGAUCCAGAUCCAACAAGGGGUUGAACGGGAGAAGUCCUUCAUGCAGGAUGCACAUGGCACAAGUCAGGGGUGGUGCAGGAAAAUGCAAUGGUAUUUUGUAUUUAUAGGUGGGUUUAGUUUUGUGCAACAUGAAGAAACAAGAGACUAGACUAGAAAGGGACUAGAACUAUAGUUGUUCGCCUUGCAAUUUUCGUGAGUUUUCAUCACGGUCCAACAUAUACAGGUUGAUUUACAUUGUCUGUGAGAGUUGGUCACCUUCCCAAAUAUGUUUUUAUCUUGAACAAACACUUUGUCCACCUUGCAUUUCCUGCAAGAUUCUUUAAGACUGAUUUAGCUUCACUAUACAUUUAUACUGUCGUUGCAUUUUGGGGGGGGCUUCUGACAAAGGCAACCCGUAAGGUUCCACUCUUCCGCGGAGUCCUUUGUCCUUGUCAUGACUUUGUCAUGGCUCUUCCGCUGAAAUCUCAUGGGUCAGGAUUCAGGAUUCAGUUGGCAUAAAGCUUAACACGCAUACCGGAACUCUUUUCUGCUGAGGGUCUCAUACAAAAAGCAUAUAUACUUAUGACACUUAGCAAUUCAGGAGGCCGAGGAGAUGAUGGCAAGCUGGCUCAAAGUGCCGCGCAUCGGCUUGUACGCC
Durusdinium trenchii is the source of this 1599-nucleotide messenger RNA. Lineage: Eukaryota; Dinophyceae; Suessiales; Symbiodiniaceae. The record is from the annotation of a GenBank genome assembly.